AUGAUAGUUACGUGCAGACAGUGCAGAAGAAGCAUAGGAAAUAACAAAUGGGAAAUACACAGCAAGUGCACGAAUCUGCUGUCAGACGAGAGGAUAGCAGGCACCAAAAUGGAAGAGCAGCAGGAGGGAAGAAUACACUGCGAGCACUGCAACAAAGUGCUGGGCCGGUUUAAAUGGCACGGCGCAAAGUGCAUGUGUGGCAGAUGGGUUUUCCCGUACAUAAGCAUACACAAGAGCAAUACAGAUAUAGUAGGAUAG
Molecule: messenger RNA, 258 nt
Organism: Nematocida minor
Lineage: Eukaryota; Fungi; Microsporidia
Exons: 1
Coding region: 1-258 (85 amino acids)
Source: RefSeq, a predicted model, not a curated record